Messenger RNA from Aspergillus aculeatus ATCC 16872, 1518 nucleotides. RefSeq names its product putative MFS multidrug transporter. The record is from RefSeq and is a predicted model, not a curated record. Gene Ontology annotation, biological process: transmembrane transport. Gene Ontology annotation, molecular function: transmembrane transporter activity. The coding region runs from base 1 to 1518 and encodes 505 amino acids. Lineage: Eukaryota; Fungi; Ascomycota; Eurotiomycetes; Eurotiales; Aspergillaceae. The transcript is spliced from 3 exons.
AUGUCAACCUCAUCGCCGGAAGACCUAUCCGGCAAAGCACACUCGGACUACUUCGAGACGACCGAGAAAACCGCCUACGUCUCCGAUGCCGUCGAGUCACUGUCCGAAUCCCACAAAGCCUACCUCAUCGAACGCCAUGGCACCCUGGAACUUGAUCCGGUGCCGAGUAUGGACCCCGCGGAUCCGUACAACUGGCCCGCCUUCAAGAAAACCUUGAAUCUGGUUCUCGUGGCCUUCCACGCCUGCAUGGGCACAUUUACCGCUGCGGCCAUCAUCCCUGCGUAUGAAUCGAUCUCCGAGGACUUGGGGGUGAGCAUCCAGCGCACCAGCUACCUGACCUCGCUGCAAAUCGCCAUCCUGGGCGGCGCCCCGUUGCUGUGGAAGCCCCUGUCGAACCGUUACGGCCGCCGUCCGAUCUUCCUUCUGUCGCUGGUGUUGAGUUGCGUGUGCAACAUCGGCUGCGCCCGCAGCCCCGACUACGCCUCGAUGGCGGCGUGCCGCGCUUUGGUUGCUUUCUUCAUCUCGCCGGCCAUGGCGAUCGGCAGCGCGGUCGUCACGGAGAUGUUCUUCCGCCACCAACGCGCCCGCUACAUGGGGAUCUGGGCGGUGAUGGUGACGCUGGGGGUGCCGAUUGGGCCUUUUAUCUUCGGGUUCGUGACGGAGCGCGUGGGAUACCGCUGGAUCUUCUGGAUCUUGGCUAUUACCAACGCCGUCGAAUUCAUCCUCUACCUCCCCUUCGGCCCCGAGACCCGCUACGUCGGCACCGACCUGCACUCGUCGACAACGUCAACUUUCAAACGCGAGUACCUCACCCUUUUCCACCGCAUCGACCCGACCCCCUUCCGGGCGGCGGAGUUCUACCACCCACUCACCCUCUUCACCAACAUCCCCGUCCUGAUCGCGGCCGUCGCCUACUCCAUGGUGUUUCUGUUCGGGUCCGUCAUGAACUCCGUCGAGGUCCCGCAACUGCUGCAGGUGAAAUUCGGGCUGAACGCGCAGCAACUCGGCCUCCAGUUUCUGGGAUUGAUUAUUGGCUCCCUCCUGGGCGAGCAACUGGGCGGCGUGCUGUCGGAUACCUGGAUGAACCUCCGCGCCAAACGCAACGGGGGCCACCCGCCGGCGCCGGAGUACCGGCUGUGGUUGAGUUAUGUGGGGUACCUGGUGACAAUGGCGGGGAUGGUGGUGUUCCUGGUGUGUACGGCGCAGGCAGAGCAGGGAAAAUGGACGGUCGUGCCGGUGGUGGGCACGGCGAUCGCCGCUUUUGGGAAUCAGGUCGUCACCACGGUCAUGAUUACCUAUGCGGUCGAUACGUACCCGGCCGAUGCGGGGAGUGUGGGCGUGUUUAUCAAUUUUGUGCGGUCGACGUGGGGGUUCCUCGGGCCGUUUUGGUUUACCGAUUUGUUUGAGAGUGUCGGGGUGGCGGAGAGUUCCGGGGUGGUGGUUGCGUUGCUUGUCGGGGUCAGUGUUUUGCCCACGAUUUGGGUGCAUUGGCGUGGUGGGAGGUAUCGGCGGGAUUAA